GCCUACCCGCCCAGCUCCUUCACCACGAGCCAGCCCGCCGUGCUGGUUGUGUGUGGGCCGGGGAACAACGGCGGUGAUGGCUUGGUCUGCGCCCGGCACCUGAAAAUGUUUGGCUACAAGCCAACCGUGUAUUACCCCAAGCGCCCCAACAAGCCCCUCUUUGAAGGUUUGACCACCCAGUGCCAGAAGAUGGACAUCCCCUUCCUCCCCGAGUUCCCGGCUGAGGCUGCACUCAUUGAUGAGCUCUAUGGCCUGGUGGUGGAUGCGAUUUUCGGGUUCAGCUUCAAGGGAGCAGUGCGGGAGCCCUUCGGCAGCAUCCUCAGCACCCUUGAGCGGAUCACGGUGCCCAUCGCCAGCAUUGACAUCCCCUCGGGCUGGGACGUGGAGAAGGGGAAGGCAGACGGUCUCCAGCCCGACAUGCUCAUCUCACUCACGGCACCCAAGAAGGCAGCAAUGCAUUUUGCUGGCCGCUACCACUUCCUUGGCGGCAGGUUUGUGCCCGCCGCGCUCCAGGAGAAAUAUGCUUUAAACCUGCCACCAUACCCUGAGACAGACUGCGUCCAGCAGCUGACUUAGGACUGGGGCUCAGCAAGGCUUGGGGUGCCGGGCUAGGCUUUGGCAAAGCAGAUCAGGGCCUAAUUCUGCCAAGGCUGCAGCUUUCUACUAGGAGGAUGCUCAGCACCUCACUGGGCUACAGUCCUACC
This is a messenger RNA of Phaethon lepturus (White-tailed tropicbird), 704 nucleotides long. It is a transcript of the gene NAXE, whose product is annotated as apolipoprotein A-I binding protein. Lineage: Eukaryota; Metazoa; Chordata; Aves; Phaethontiformes; Phaethontidae. Gene Ontology annotation, cellular component: mitochondrion. Gene Ontology annotation, molecular function: NAD(P)HX epimerase activity. The transcript is spliced from 4 exons. The record is from RefSeq and is a predicted model, not a curated record. The annotation marks the transcript as partial.